GCUCAGUACGUGGAAAUCGGGAUAAAACUGAAGUUGCAUUUUCUGCCGUCGCCGAAAACCAUCAUGAUUUCUGUCACUUUCCGUCAAAUUCUGGGUCUUGUUUCUCUACUGUGUGCCACGUGGCUUUACAGCCAAUGCAGACAUAUUUGGCUGCUCGCCCAGGACGAUUUCAACGAGCAAUUCACGAAUUUUUUGGGUGAAAAAUGGUGGAGCACGGAUCAGUUGGAGCUUUGUGAUGAUGAGACAAAGGACACGAAAUGGCAGAAAAAUGAUUCCAUCUGCAUCACCUACGUCUACAACAUGCUCCCGGUCGACAUGGAAAUUAUCAGUUGGGCUCCGACACUUGUGAUCUACCGUAAUCUCAUGAGCCCCCGCCAAACCGCCAGUUUCUUGAAUUUCAUCGAACAACGUGAUUUGGAGAUUCAGAAAACGUCAGAUUUCGGGACAUCGAUAGAAACGACGCAUCGACGGGCCAACGGUAGUUUUAUUCCGCCGGAAGAUUCGAAUGUUACAGUGGAAAUAAAGAUGCAGGCUCAGAAAAGGAUUCCCGGCUUGAACCUUACCGUUGCCGAACAUUUUUCGGCCCUCUCCUACCUGCCCGGUGGUCAUUACGCAGUGCACUAUGACUAUUUGGAUUACCGUAGCAAACAGGACUACGACUGGUGGAUGAACAAGACGGGAAACCGAAUUGGAACUCUCAUUUUUGUACUGAAACCUGCUGAGAAGGGUGGAGGCACCGUAUUCCCAAGUAUUGGUUCCACAGUUCGCGCCAACGCUGGAGACGCGUUUUUCUGGUUCAACGCACAGGCUGAUGAAGAGAAGGAGAUGCUCAGCAAUCAUGGUGGAUGUCCAAUCUAUGAGGGCCGAAAGGUGAUCGCGACUAUUUGGAUCCGUGCCUACAAUCAACGUAUCCUUCCGAUGGCUCCAGCUGGCUCCUCCAUACAUGCUUCGUGGCUUAUACCGUCUCUCUCAAACAGAUUCCGUCCGGAAAUGCAGACACAGUCGCCAGUGCCCAAUUGAUAUUUGUAGAACAAUUUGAAUGUUUUUUCUUUCUUUUUAAAACUCGAAAUACUGGUAAAAUUUGAAUAUU
Molecule: messenger RNA, 1090 nt
Organism: Caenorhabditis elegans
Lineage: Eukaryota; Metazoa; Nematoda; Chromadorea; Rhabditida; Rhabditidae
Gene: phy-3
Product: Fe2OG dioxygenase domain-containing protein
Molecular function (GO): oxidoreductase activity, acting on paired donors, with incorporation or reduction of molecular oxygen; L-ascorbic acid binding; 2-oxoglutarate-dependent dioxygenase activity
Source: RefSeq, marked reviewed